AUGUCGGCACCGAAGCUGUUCCUCUACGACCAUCCGGUCUCCUCUUACGCCCAAAAGGUGCGAAUGGCACUUCGACACAAGCAGAUUCCAUUCGAGAAGGAGACGCCCAAGAACUUGGGCUCUGGAGAACAGAAUGACGACUUCGCUUCCGCCAACAUGCGCAUGGAGGUCCCAGCACUGGUCGAUGGCGACUUCAAGAUCUUCGGCUCCUCCGCCAUCCUCAUGUAUCUGGAAGACAACUUUCCGACCACGCCCAAGCUGCUGCCGGAAUCUCCUCAAGCUCGCGCUGAGGCCAGAAUGAUCGAAGAUGUCUGUGACAGUCAGUACGAGGCUGUGAACUGGUGCAUAGGCGAGAUCAAAUGGUUUGAGCGUGCUACAGGACCAGAGGCAGAGCGUCUCCUUGCCGCUUUGGUCGAUCAAACAAAGCAGUUGCAAGUGUGGCUGGACAACCUUCUUGGUUCAAAGCCAUUCUUCUCCGGCGACAGCGUCGGCUACGCAGACUUUGCAGUCGCUCCGAUUGUCAAUCGAAGCGUCCACUAUGGGGGUGCCUUUGGACCCGCGGACGGCAGUGCUCUCCAGCAAUGGCACGCGAGAGUCCGUGAAAUCCCAGUUGUGAGAGAGACAUUCGCUGAGAUGGUGGAGGGCACAAAGAUGAUGAGUGCUGCGGGUCCAAAUAGCUUCAAGCCGCAUGGCGGGAGGAGGAGAGAAUAUCGUGACCACCGUCUUGAGGUCUUGAUCAAGAUUGGUGGUAUCAAUAUCGUGCAGAAGGGGUUGGAGGACGACAACAUUCGCUUUUCGUGGCCUCAGCCAAAGUAG
Molecule: messenger RNA, 816 nt
Organism: Zymoseptoria tritici IPO323
Lineage: Eukaryota; Fungi; Ascomycota; Dothideomycetes; Mycosphaerellales; Mycosphaerellaceae
Exons: 1
Coding region: 1-816 (271 amino acids)
Biological process (GO): L-phenylalanine catabolic process; glutathione metabolic process
Molecular function (GO): maleylacetoacetate isomerase activity; glutathione transferase activity
Source: RefSeq, a predicted model, not a curated record